Molecule: messenger RNA, 1024 nt
Organism: Diospyros lotus (date-plum)
Lineage: Eukaryota; Viridiplantae; Streptophyta; Magnoliopsida; Ericales; Ebenaceae
Product: light-harvesting complex-like protein 3 isotype 1, chloroplastic
Exons: 3
Coding region: 110-838 (242 amino acids)
Source: RefSeq, a predicted model, not a curated record
CCCACCGAGCUUGCAGAGAAACGUACGCUAGUAACCUCUCCCAUUCUUACUUCUUUGGCUGAGGCACCAUUUCUCACCUUCUCUCUGAAUCUUCUAAGGUCGAUCAACAAUGUCAAUGGCUCUGUUCUCGUCUCCUCCAACCCACCUCCCAACUUCAACUUCACCUUCACCUUCACCUUCACCCUCUCCGCCCAAAACCCAUUUGACCCUCCACAAGCUCUCUCUCUUUGUCGCACCCAAGAAACACCCCUCCUUGGUGUCCGCCCGAGGAGUGGCCUCUGGCGCUGCCGCUGUGCAGGAGGCUUCUGAUGCUCCGGUACCCAAUUCUUGGGCUAAUGGCUCGCCGGAGAAGGCUGGAUUUGAGGACCCCAAGUGGGUUGCAGGGACAUGGGACUUGAAUCAGUUCCAGAUAAAUGGAAAUACUGAUUGGGAUGCUGUGAUUGAUGCUGAGGUUAACAGGAGGAAAUGUCUUGAAGAUAAUCCACAAUCAACCAGUAGUGACAAUCCUGUAGCUUUUUACACAUCUAUAAUACCCUGGUGGGCGUGGGUGAAGCGUUUCCAUCUUCCCGAGGCUGAACUUCUCAACGGGCGUGCUGCGAUGUUAGGCUUCUUCUCGGCUUACUUUGUGGAUAGCUUGACCGGAGUAGGUCUCGUGGACCAAAUGGGCAACUUCUUCUGCAAAACACUCCUAUUUGUAGCUGUAGUUGGAGUACUUCUGAUCCGAAAGAACGAGGACAUAGAAACCCUGAAAAAGCUUCUGGAGGAAACGACGUUUUACGACAAGCAAUGGCAAGCAACUUGGCAGGAUGAGGCCCCUAGCAGCUCCAACAAGGCCUAGAGCAAAUUGCAGGCCUCCGAGCUGCUACUUCUAAUCUAUCAUCACUGCAUCUGUAUUAACUAUCAUUAUAUAGGUCUCUGUUUCUGAAGGAGUGUGAUUGAAAUUUCUAUCCCCAGUUUGUAGCAGCUCCUGGGAUCUGAUUUAUUUGCUUUUGUUAUGCAUGAAAUUAUUCCUGAUCUUGGGCUA